GACAGUUACUUCAGAUGCAUGUGAUCUUUAUACGUGUGUUACUCUUUCAAGAACAAAGGUAAAAUACAGAGGAGAACAUCCACGUAUAAUGGUUCUCAGUAGGCUCAUGAAAGCUAAUAGAGCAUUCUCUAUGAGUAGAGUUGAAGAUUCGUAA
Molecule: messenger RNA, 154 nt
Organism: Sphenostylis stenocarpa
Lineage: Eukaryota; Viridiplantae; Streptophyta; Magnoliopsida; Fabales; Fabaceae
Source: the annotation of a GenBank genome assembly